UAUUUUUGCAGCUCAACUCAGUGUGUCAACAAGAUCCGUCUAAAUGGAUGGAAGAAAUAAGAAGUGGUGCGUGUGCAGGUUAACCAUACAAAAGGAAACAGGAAAAGUGCGAUGGUGCUUUGGAUCGGAAAGUUCUUGGACGACGAAAGUCAAGAUAUUAAUGUUCCUACCUGUUGUGUUGUUGACGUUCGUUGCUCUUUACAUUGUUAUCACUCACUUUAAUGAACAAGCCCACAUGAAUAAGACAACAAACGAUGUCAACAAAACGAAUGAAAUAAAUCAAAGUGAUGCUAAUUUUGUUGGUGACAAACGAAUGUUUAAUAACUUUUUUGAUGACUCAGAUUUUGAUGCAGGUCCAAAAAUCUUUGAGUACGAUCCUUUUAAAUUAUGGAACGACGCGUUAACAUCAGAAGAAGUAAGAAAAUAUCAAGGUGAGAACAUGUUAAGAUACAUGGAUAUGAGCACAUCACCUUGCGAUGACUUUUAUCAAUAUGCUUGUGGAAAUUGGUCUUUAUAUCACCCAAUACCACCAGAUAAAAUUGGUUAUGACACUUUUGAAUUAGUCAGAGAGAAUUUAGACGUUUAUUUGAAAGAACUUUUAGAAAAUAUCGAUAACAACGAAUCUUUAUUAACCCAGGAAAUUAUUAAAAAGCAAAGUUUUAGUUACUCGACGGGAAAUGUUCCAUAUUUCGAAAAACUCCUCGAAAAUUUAAACGAAACUAUUCUUUUUGAUCCCAUUUUAAAAUGUAAAUACAUCUAUAAAUCAUGUAUGAACGAAGAAUUAAUUUCAGCAAAAGGUUCUCAACCUCUUUUCGAUUUACUCAAACAUUUAAGAUAUUGGCCCGUUAUCCAAUCAGAAUGGAGCCCAUCUAAAUUUGAUUUGGUUUGGUUAUUGGGUCAAUUAAGAUUAUAUAAUAACGAUAUCUUUAUUGAAGAAUGGGUGGGAAUUGAUAUAAAAAAUUCAAGUGAACAUAUAAUACAAAUAGAUCAGAGUUCGUUAGGUUUACCAAAUAGAAUAUAUUAUUUAGACCCGGAAAUGAAGAAAUAUUUAGAAGCUUACCGUCAAUUUUUAUUGGAUACAACAUUGAUUUUAGGUGCAGAUUACGAAAAAGCUAAAGAAGACGUAGACGAUAUCAUCAGAUUCGAAACGGAUCUCGCCGAGAUCUCCUUAGACCCGGAAAGUCGAAGAAAUUUAUCCAAUUUGUAUCACAAGCUUAGUUUGGGCGAGCUCCAAAACGAAGUUCCCGAAAUCUAUUGGAUGAAGUAUUUUAAAGUCGUAACCGAUCGAAAUUUACCGUUAGAAACAAAGAUCGUUUGUUAUUGUAUUGAUUACUUGAAAAAUUUGGUGAUUUUAUUAAAAAAAUACAACCCAAGAACAAUAACUAAUUACAUUUUAUGGCGAUUCGUAAGAAAUAGAAUUAAUAAUCUUGACGAAAGAUUUAAUUUAGUUAAGCAAAGAUUUUAUCAUAUUCUUUUUGGUCGGGAAAAAGCUCCUCCAAGAUGGCAAUUUUGCGUCGCUCAAGUUAAUUCUUACUUAGGAAUGGCUUUGGGACAUCUUUUCGUUAAACGUCAUUUCGACGAAAACGACAAAAAUGACACUUUGCAUAUGACCAGAGAACUACAAGAAGCGUUCUUAGACAUUUUGGAAGACAGCGAUUGGUUGGGCGAUUACACCAAAUCGGUGGCUAUAUCAAAAAUUAAAGCUAUGAGAUUAAAAAUUGGUUAUCCAGAUCUAAUUUUGGAUACAUCGGCUUUAAUUGAUCGAUAUCUAGAUAUCAAAGUGCAUCCUAAUUAUUAUUUUGAAAAUUGUUUGGUGGUUUUGCAGCACGUCGCUAAAAGCGAACAUUUAAAAAUAGGAAAAACCGUCAAUAAAAACAUUUGGAAUACACCCCCAACUAUCGUUAAUGCUUAUUACAGCAGGAAUAAAAAUCAAAUAAUGUUUCCUGCUGGAAUAUUACAACCACCAUUUUACCACCAACACUAUCCCCAAGCAUUAAAUUACGGUGGAAUAGGUGUGGUAAUUGGUCACGAAAUCAGUCACGGUUUUGAUGAUAAAGGUAAACUUUUCGACGAGGACGGAAAUUUGAACAGCUGGUGGACGCGCGAAGCCACGGAAAAAUUUCAAGAAAAAUCAAAAUGCCUCAUUGACCAAUACAACUCGUUUGUUGUUCCCGAAAUCAACACGAAACUCGACGGCGCCUCUACCCAAGGCGAAAACAUCGCCGAUAACGGCGGCAUAAAGCAAGCUUACAAAGCAUACAAAAAGUGGCUAAUGCUCAACGAAGAUUCCAAACUACCUGGAUUUAACGCGACCGAUGAACAAUUAUUUUUCAUUAACUUCGCCCAAGUUUGGUGCGGAACAUCACGACCAGACGCAACGAGAAAUCGAAUAAAAUCCGCCGUACACUCACCAGGAAGAUUUAGGGUUUUAGGCACAUUGAGAAACUCCGAGGAGUUUUCGAAAGCUUUUAGUUGCAAAGCUGGAUCUCUUAUGAAUCCGAAAAAGAAGUGUACUAUAUGGUAAUUUAUAAUAUUUAGAUUUAAGUGUGUUUAUGUUUUUUUUAACUUAAUGAAAUAAAUGUACAAAUGUAAACUUUA
Onthophagus taurus is the source of this 2598-nucleotide messenger RNA. RefSeq names its product neprilysin-4. Gene Ontology annotation, molecular function: metalloendopeptidase activity. Gene Ontology annotation, biological process: protein processing. Gene Ontology annotation, cellular component: plasma membrane. The record is from RefSeq and is a predicted model, not a curated record. NCBI's taxonomy places the organism in Eukaryota, Metazoa, Arthropoda, Insecta, Coleoptera, Scarabaeidae.